Messenger RNA from Melospiza melodia melodia, 1359 nucleotides. It is a transcript of the gene TMBIM6, whose product is annotated as transmembrane BAX inhibitor motif containing 6. Gene Ontology annotation, molecular function: enzyme binding. The record is from RefSeq and is a predicted model, not a curated record. The transcript has 10 exons. NCBI's taxonomy places the organism in Eukaryota, Metazoa, Chordata, Aves, Passeriformes, Passerellidae. Gene Ontology annotation, biological process: negative regulation of RNA splicing; negative regulation of apoptotic signaling pathway; negative regulation of endoribonuclease activity. Gene Ontology annotation, cellular component: mitochondrial membrane. Bases 1 to 819 code for a protein of 272 amino acids.
AUGAGCGGCGGGGGCGUGGCGCAGAGCUCGCGGCCUGGCACGGACGGCGGACGCGGCGCAGUUUUGCAGCCCUGUGGAGCGGCCCUGGGCCCAUCCCAGCCUGGCACCAUGAACGUCUUCGACCGCAGCAUCAACUUCGAUGCCCUCUUCAAGUUCUCCCACAUCUCGGCCUCCACCCAGGAGCACCUGAAGAGGGUCUAUGGCAGCUUUGCCAUCUGCAUGUUCGUGGCAGCUGCGGGCGCCUACAUCAACGUGGUGACCCAUCUGUUCCAGUUUGGCUUCCUGACUGGCCUGGGGGCACUGGGGCUGAUGAUUUGGCUCAUAGCCACCCCUCACAACCGUGAGACGGAGCAGAAGAGGCUGGGGAUGCUGGUUGGCUUCGCCUUCCUCACAGGCAUCAAUCUGGGACCCCUCCUGCAAAUGUGCAUCUCUGUCAACCCCAGCAUCAUCCCCACUGCCUUCCUGGGCACUGCCACCAUCUUUGCCUGCUUCUCUCUGAGCGCCCUGUACGCCCGGCGCCGCAGCUACCUGUACCUGGGAGGUUUCCUGCUCUCCGGCCUCACCCUGCUGCUUCUCUCCUCUGUGAUUAACGCCUUUGUGAGAUCCACCUGGCUCUUCACGGCCCACCUGUACGUGGCCCUGAUGAUCAUGUGUGGCUUCGUGCUCUUCGACACGCAGCUCAUCAUCGAGAAGGCGGAGAGCGGGGACAAGGAUUACAUCUGGCACUGCGUUGAUCUCUUCCUGGAUUUUGUCAACAUCUUCCGGGAGCUCCUGAUCAUCCUGGGCAUGAACGAGAACAAGAAGAAGGAGAAGAAGUGAAGAGGCUCUGGGCCGAGGCAGAGCCACCCCUGUGUCCCCAUGUCCCCUCCUGUCCCUCUCUGUCAUUAAAGGGGCUGCGCUUUGCUGCCGAGGAAGCAGCCAGAAGCUUUUGCACCCUCGUGGGUUUUUUUUUUUCUCUCUUGUUCAGCUUUUUUUUUUUUUUUUUUUUUUUGAUUAAAAACCAGCCAAUUUGUGGAUCCUGCUGGAGUUUGGCUCCCCCUUGGUUUUCCCCCAGCCUUUUGUGACCCUUGGAGUGGUCACCAUUGUGUCCUUUUUCCUCCGAGGUUUUGUCCCCAGCCCCACCUGGGGGUGUCACCUUUCCCCGGUGACAAAACCAGCCCUUGGGGGAGGGUCUUUGGUGGGACCCCCCCCCCAUCCUCAGCCAAACUCAUUGGUGGAGCCUCCCCUUGAGCACCAGUGCCAAGAAAUGAAGGUGUGCUGGGAGGGGGCCGUGGGGACGGGGCAUUGCCAGCGCUGCCAGUCCCGCCACCUCCGCUCUUUGUACACCGGGAUGAUUCAAUAAAUCGCUCAGACUCCAAA